Messenger RNA from Pseudoliparis swirei, 3162 nucleotides. RefSeq names its product purine nucleoside phosphorylase 4a (gene pnp4a). Gene Ontology annotation, biological process: nucleoside metabolic process. Gene Ontology annotation, molecular function: purine-nucleoside phosphorylase activity. NCBI's taxonomy places the organism in Eukaryota, Metazoa, Chordata, Actinopteri, Perciformes, Liparidae. The transcript is spliced from 7 exons. Bases 1861 to 2748 code for a protein of 295 amino acids. The record is from RefSeq and is a predicted model, not a curated record. Gene Ontology annotation, cellular component: cytoplasm.
UUUUGUGGAUUGAUCAUGAUUAAUCACAUAUUACCGAUAUUCUCGGUAUAUUUUGUGAGAACAUAGAGAUUUAUGACAAAAGACGGAUAUAUACAUUUAUGCAUUCUUCUAUACAAUGGUGCUGCAACUCAGCAGUUAUAUAGCAGUUUUCUUCCAGAUGGAACAUUAAUACAUCUUCAUCCUAAACAGAAUGUUUAACCCUCCUGUUACCUUUCGGGUCAAUUUGACCCCAUUCAAUGUUUAAUGUCGGUGUUCUUUGGGGUCAAUUUGACCCCAGGCUGUUUUUCACUGUGUCAAACAUAUAAGAAAUAUCAACUUUGUUAUUUAUUUAAAGGGCUAUUUAGGUAGUCAACAAACAAACAUAAAGUACCUCACACUUAAACUUGGGAAGCAAUAUUAAUUCUAAUAAUUUUCUGGAGGUUUUAAUUGCUGGGGUCAAAUUGACCCCGAGGGUAAAAUAUGUUAGUAAAUGUAAAGGUAACAGGAGGGUUAAACAGAGCAUUUUUCUCUUGUUGGUCAACCAUUAACUCCACCAUGACACAAUCUAAAGGCCUCUAGUCUUCCUCUAGCAGCUGCUGAGGCAAACUGACUGUGUGGGUUUUCUUCAUGAACUGGGCCGUGAUGAAAGGGACGGCGGGGACACCGCUGCAAAGCUGAAACCUCACCGGCCCGGACACGGGGACAGAUUGACAAGUGACUUUUUUUUUGCUCGGUCCCGAUGCGCGCGCACGGAGCUCUGUGGCGCGCGAGACGAAGAUCGAUAAGUGUUAACGCAAUGCGAAGAGACAGAAAUGACAUGCUGCUGUGGAGAUACGAUCAACAACAGACGUUUAGUUUAAUAAAAGAACAAAGACGUGCUCUAGAGAACAUGUCAGGGGGCGGGCCAAUCUCUUUAAUGUCAUGCGAUCUACCGACACUACGCCGCGAUCGACUGGCAGGUCGCGAUCGACGUGUUGAGACCCUGAUCUACAGGAAGUAAAAGUCGUAACAAGGUUUCCGGAGGUGAACCUGCGGAAGGAUCAUUACCGAUGAACAGACCGUCUGCAUGAGAGCGGACAGAGUUCAGAUUGAAGUGGUGUAUUGGAAGCUCAUUUUGCAAGUGACUUUUUUUUCGUCCCAACGACCAACAACAGACGGAUUGGAAGCUCAUUCUGCGCAUGCGUUAAAUGCGUUUAAAAAAAAAAACUAGUUAAACCUGUAAUUGAAUUAACUGAGUUAACGCGUUAUUUUUCACAGCACUAAUAUAUAGAUAUUAUUACUCCAUUCUAUUAUUACUCCAUUCAGAUGCAUUGAUGUACAAAGUAUUAUCCAUUAUAAUACAUUAGAAUCUACCUGUGGAUUAUAUUAUAUAUUAUAUAUAUUAUUAAACACAACCUGUGAAGUGACUGCAGCGAAAGUAAAAGUACAAUGUUCCACUAGAAACAUAGAAAACUAAGUAAAGUUCACGUUCACAUUGUCAUAUUUUCUAUUUUUUUCUCCUCUUCAAACUAUCCAUUCAUACACACGUACAGUACGUACAGGGACCGGACUUACGUAUACAAUAAAAAGAAAAAUCCCCCCCCCCCACACACACAAACACACAUUUCUACAAGGCUGAGUCCCCAUUGGCUGCAGCUGAUGAAUGAGCGAGUGCUCGACCAAUCAGGAGCAAGUGCUCAGUGAAUAUGUAAGCCGAUGUGUUAUCGACUGGCUGCACUCUGACACUGUCCGUCCACCCCACACACACACUUACACACACAGUGAGUGGCAGAAACACACACACACACACACACACACACACACACACAGUCGGCUUUAUAUUCUUUUUCAUCAUCUUCAUCAUCAUCUUCAUCAUCGUCGGUUGUCUGUCAUCCGUCCAUCAUGAACAGCAAAGACCAAAUCAGUCACGACGAAUACCAGAAGACAGCCGAUUGGCUGAGGGCUCAGACUAAGCACCGCCCCCAGGUGGCCAUCAUCUGCGGGUCCGGACUGGGCAUGCUCGCCGACGCGCUCAAGUGUCAGGACUCCUUCGCUUAUUCUGACAUACCGGGCUUCCCACAGAGCACAGUGCAGGGUCACGCAGGUCGGCUGGUCUUCGGGGAGCUGAAGGGGAAGACGUGUGUGUGCAUGCAGGGUCGCUUCCACAUGUAUGAAGGACACUCACUCUGCAAGACCACGUUUCCCGUGCGGGUCUUCAAGCUCUUGGGGGUGAAGACUCUGAUCGUGACAAACGCUGCCGGCUCAUUGGCCGACGGCCUCCAGCCCGGUGACAUCAUGAUCAUCAAAGACCACAUCAACUUCCCCGGGUUGGUCGGCCUGAACCCGCUGAGCGGCCCGAACGACGACAAGUUCGGGACUCGUUUCCCGGCCAUGUCGAAUUGCUACAACAAAGAGCUGCGUUGCCUAGCGAUGGACAUCGGGAAGCAGAUGGGCGUGGCCAGCCUCCUGCACGAGGGCGUGUACGCCAUGGUGGGCGGGCCCAACUUUGAGUCCGUCGCCGAGGCCAAGCUGCUGCAUCGACUCGGUGUGGACGCCGUCGGUAUGAGUACGGCUCCCGAGGUCGUCGUGGCGACUCACUGCGGUCUGAGAGUGUUCGGCCUCUCUCUGAUCACCAACAAGGUGGUGAAGAGCUACGAGGACACGGACAGCGUGAACCACGAGGGCGUCCUGGAGGUCGGCCGGCUGCGCGCUCAGACGGUUCAGCAGCUGGUGACCGAGCUGAUCAGCAGGAUGGACAUCAAGAACAACUCCACCAAUAAUGACGUCUGAGCACGCACACACACGCCGCACACACACACACACACACACACACACACACACACACACACACACACACACACACACACACACGCUGUGUAUGUAUAUUUGAUUGUUGUGUUUACAACAUUUUCUAGAGCUUGUUGGUAUUGUUUCACCCUCCAUGUUACUUUGUCCUUUUAUAUUUAUAUAAACCUAAUAUUUCUCUAUCAGGUUGCAUUUGAGUGUAAGUAUUGAUGUGUGAUAUUUUAUGUUGAUCCUACAGAUUAAUAUAACGAUGACUUGUGUACCUGAUGGUGCUUUAAUAUUUAAAAAAAACAUAUAAGACGAAGAUGUUUCUAAAGAUUCUUCUCUCGUACAUUUUAUUUUGUAAAAACAUUCACUUCCUGAUCGAUAAUCUGAUUAAAUAACAUGCUGACAACCCGC